AUAUCGCGGCAGUUGAUAAAAUAUAAUUAGACCGCUACAGCGCGAAACGCGGUAAAGAACAACGGUAUAAUGAAAUACACGCUAUAAACAAAUCAAAAGGCUUGAAAGUGCUGUGUAAUUUUCAUUUUUAUCUUGAUUAUGUGAGAAGUGGAUGUUUAUAACUUUAUUGCUGGGAAAAAAAUUUUAAAUUUUAAAAUUGAUAAAAAAAAGCAGAAAAAAAUUAUAAGAGAAAAUAAAGAAUAAAAUAGAAUGAAAUAAAAGAAAAUAAAAUAGAAUUAAUUUAAAUUAAAUAAAUUAAAAUAAAAAUAAAAUUAAAAAGUGCUGUAAAAGUAAAGUGCGCGUUUGUUAAAAAAAAAAUAAAUUCAAAAAUAAUUUUUUUAGUUAUUAUUCCGAAACACUUACAUUUAACGCGCUACAAAAUGAGCGGUGUCCUACGUCGUGGCUCACUGAACUUCGACUGUAAUUUGAAGGGCAGCAAUUCGCGCGGUAGCAUCGAAGCAAAUUUAUAUGGCGGUUACCGUGAUCCAAAGCCGGGUACGCCGGAAAUCAGCGUGAUCGCUUUAGACUGUCGUCGCUACUCGGAAGAUUUAAAAAAGGAUGCAAUGUUGAAUGAAGGUCUGCCACCACCCGUCGUCGGUGAUUUGAGUCAAGACGAGGAUGCGGAUGUGAUUUCGAAUUUUAUUGGACAUCGUGGCAGGUGGCAAUAUAUUUGGACUAUUCUGCUUACGCUCUUUCAGAUACCACCGACAUUACAUUUGUUCAUCUACACAUUUCAGACCAUCGCCAAGGACUACUGGUGCGCACGCCCUGACACCGCACCCGAUAUGGAUGUAACGCUGUGGCGCAAUCUAAGCCAACCUGCUGGCGCCUGUUCUAUACUAAAUUUAAAUUACUCGCUGCUACCUGAAACCGCUGGCGCCGCUGAGACCGCGAAACUAAUAAAAUGCAACAAUUUUGAAUUCUCCCGUGAAGAUGGUAGCGCACGCUCGAUAAUUGAAGAGUUCGGCUUGGUUUGCAGUCGUCAGCACAUGGUGAGUGUGGUGGAAAUGUGCUUCUUGGCCGGCGCAGCGGUGGGCAGUGUGUCGAGCGGGUGGAUCUCCGAUCGUUUCGGUCGCAAGCAUACACUGAUGGGUUUCGUUUUGGUACAAAUUAUUUCCGGCACUUUAAUUGCUUACUCCGUCAAUUUGGCUAUGUUCAUGUCGAUGCGUGUGUUUGCCGGUUUUGCCUCCAUGACAGUGACUGUGGUUAGCUUCGUUCUCGUCGUUGAGUUGGUUUCUGGCAAAUGGCGUACCAUAACGGGCAUUUUAAAUAUUUUGCCCGUUCCGAUUUCGUAUAUUCUCAUGGCUGUCAUAGCAUAUUUUGUUCGGGACUGGCGGACACUACAAUUGGCGAUUUCCCUACCUUGGUUAUGCAUGCUACCGAUUUGGUACUGCAUGCCGGAGUCGCCACGUUGGCUACUCGCACAAGGGCGUCUCAAUGAUUUAUAUGCACUAGUAGAACGUGCUGCCGAGCUCAAUCAGCGCACACUGCCGCCAAACUAUAAGAAGACACUUGAAGCUGCAGCACCGGCACCAAUACCCAAGCCCAGCAAUGCAUCAACUAUGAUCAAAACACAACAACAACACACACUGCCAGCAUUUAUGACAGCAUCUGAAGGAGGCGGUCACACCAUUGAAACGGCAAUGGCCGGGACUACCGAAGCUAUACCCAAUAUUCAUGAGAAUCCAUUAAAGGUGGUCUUCAAUCGUUUUUAUUGGCGCACAACUUGUCUGAAUUUGAUUGUCUGGUUGACUUUGAUUAUCGUCUACUAUGGUUUGACCUUGCAUUUGAGCAAUUUGGGUGGUGAUAUCUAUUUGAAUACGAUCGUAGCCGGCGCAAUUGAAGCGGUUUGUGUUUGUGUCAGCAUUUUUGUAGUCUUGAAAGUGGGUUUGCGACGUAGCCUGAUCGCAUAUAUGCUAGUACCCGGAAUUUGUUGCUUAGCUACAAAUCUUGUGCCAACCCGAGAUUUAAACCAAACUGCCGUGAUCGCGAUGGCAAUAAUUGCAAAAUGUGUUAUUGGCGCCAACAAUGCCAUUAUUCCGUCGUACACCGCCAUGCAGUAUCCAACGGUUGUGCGUAAUUUUGGUGUGGGCAUGGGUAAUCUAGCAGCGGGAACAGCCUUAAUGUUAACACCCUAUAUGUGGCUUUUGGAACACGUGGACCCACUGCUGCCAAUGAGCAUAAUGGGUGUGUGCGGAAUUAUUGGCGCUAUUGCGUUAUUCCUUAUGAAGGACAUUAAACACUAAGGAUAUGUUAAAGUAUGCAUAAAUAAGAGACAAUAUUGAGAAAAUUGGCACUUGGUCAACUGUAAAGAGAAGCCACGAACAACAUAAAAUAUACGUAAUAUUAAAACAUUAAACCCCAUUGGCCAACAUUCCGAAGCUGUCUGAACUGUGAUAAACAUAACUAUUUGGCAGUUUGAAGUUUUAAAACAGUUAAGAAAGCUUUCCAAAAUAGUUUUAGAAAAGAAGUGAAAAAUACUACUGUGAUCAAAUUGAAAGGUGAAUUUUGUCUAUUUCAUUUCCUUCAAAGUAAUCCCCUCUCGCUGCAAUACGCCUAUGCCAAUGAAUUUUCCAGUCAUCAUAUCACUUGCAAAAAUCCUCCGUCGUAAUGGCCAUUAGAGCCUUCUUCGAUUCAGCUUUUAUAUCCUCAAUUGAGUUGAUCACAGUAGUAAAAUGUAUGUAUGUAUAUAGUUAGAAGUAAAUAAGAGAAAUAAUGGUUUAGGAUAUAAGUAUUAUUAAAUACAAAUAAUGUUAAUGUUUUUUGCCUCACUUAAAGCAUAUCUAAUUGGAAGCCGAAUUUAUACUUUUUAGUACCUAAAAAAAACUUGUUUUUAUGGAAGAAAUUUUGACACCACUGUCUCGUAAGCUGGCGGCAACAGAAUACUCGCUAAAAAAUGCGAACACUAGUAAAUCAACAACACAAACUCGACUGUAAUAUUUUCGGCAAAUUUGGUAAAAUUUAAAAAAGGCAGCGACUUAACGGAACUCUUGGCUGAAUUGAGCGUUCUUUUGUCACUCGCUUACAGAAAAUAGUCCCUCUACGUAAUAUGUAUAGUAAAUUUGAGUAAAUUUUUUAACACUUAGUUGUUAAAAUUACACAAAAGUGUGAGAUAUUUUUUUUCUGUAUAUAUUUUUACUAUAAAUUAACUCUUUUUUGUUGAAAUUUCAACUUUUCAAAAAAGUAAUUAAGUUUUACUAUGCUUUUAACUGUCAUCUCAAUAUGCAAAGCUCUCUAUCUGUUACAAUCACCACCAAAACUCACGAUAAAAGCUCUAAAAAAAAGCUCGCGUGCUUCCGAGUAAAUAAAACAUAAAGCCGAAGAAGAAAGCUUUGAGCUUUGAGCUUCAUGCAAAUAUACAUAUUUACUAAAGCUUGGUUAAGUUCAAUUAAGUUAAGUUUAUACCUAUGAAUCGCACUUAUAUCGUUUUUAAAUGUAUAAAAAUUUCAUCAUAACAUUGAAACAAAUAAAUAAACUAAAACAAGUUAAA
This is a messenger RNA of Bactrocera neohumeralis, 3529 nucleotides long. RefSeq names its product organic cation transporter protein. Gene Ontology annotation, biological process: transmembrane transport. Gene Ontology annotation, molecular function: transmembrane transporter activity. Gene Ontology annotation, cellular component: membrane. NCBI's taxonomy places the organism in Eukaryota, Metazoa, Arthropoda, Insecta, Diptera, Tephritidae. The transcript is spliced from 7 exons. The coding region runs from base 420 to 2285 and encodes 621 amino acids. The record is from RefSeq and is a predicted model, not a curated record.